Molecule: messenger RNA, 1794 nt
Organism: Erythranthe guttata (spotted monkey flower)
Lineage: Eukaryota; Viridiplantae; Streptophyta; Magnoliopsida; Lamiales; Phrymaceae
Source: RefSeq, a predicted model, not a curated record
AAACCAAUUAAAAACCCCAGGACCAUCUUUGCACUGGUUUUAAAACAUAAGGGCUUGAAAGUAAUAUUCGGCAGAACGCGAAUUCUCUGGAAGUACAAAAACCCUGCAAACACCCGCCUGCCUUUAGAACAACUCCGCAAAACCCACAACUAAGAGAAUAAGAGUCUUCUUUCUCUCUCUUCUUUCUCUCUCCUCUUCCGGUAGAAGAUAUCCAUGGCUGCUGAUGCCUCUGAUGCUCUUGCAGUUAGGGAAAAAGUUCAGCGUUACUUGAAUGCAGCCCGGACUGGAAAUCUGGACCUCCUUAAAAAAUUAGCACAUCAACUUGAUGAUGGAAAGGGGUUAGCACAAACUGUAGCAGAUGUGAAGGAUGCUAACAAGAGAGGGGCUCUGCAUUUUGCUGCGAGGGAGGGUCAGAUUGAUGUUUGCAAGUACUUGCUUGAAGAUUUGAAGAUGGAUGCUAAUACCAAGGACGACGAUGGAGAGACUCCUCUUCUUCACGCAACGAGGCAAGGGCAUUCCGACACUGCGAAAUAUCUUUUGGAUCGUGGCGCUGAUCCUUCUAUACCGAGUGAAUUAGGGACCACUGCUCUGCAUCAUGCUGCAGGAUUGGGAGAUAUUGAGUUGUUAAAAUUCUUACUGACCAAGGAUGUAGACGUUGAUUUGCAAAGUGACGCCGGUACUCCACUUAUAUGGGCCGCUGGUCAUGCCCAGCAAGAGUCCGUUGAAGUUCUACUUGAACAUAAAGCCGAUCCAAAUAUUAAAACCGAGGAUGAUAUUACUCCUCUACUAUCAGCUGUUGCAGCAAAUUCAUUGCCGUGUUUGGAGUUGUUAAUUAAGGCAGGUGCAAUAGUGAACAUUGCUGCAGGUGGAGCAACACCUUUGCACAUUGCAGCUGAUGGCGGUAACCCAGAAAUUAUAAGCUGCUUAUUACAAGCUGGAGGCGAUCCUAAUGCUGCCGAUGAGGAUGGCUUGAAGCCGAUACAGGUGGCAGCUGCCCGAGGGAACAGAGUGGCUGUUGAAAUUCUUCACCCUGUAACAUUGCCACUUUCUUCAGUACCUGAAUGGAGUGUUGAUGGAAUUCUUCAACACAUGCAACGUGAAACAGGGAUAAUAGAGGGUAAAAAUGAAGGAUUGGAGGAAUCUAACAAAGUGAAGGAUAUUGCACCACCCAAGCAAGAUAUACCGCAGGUGUCCGCCGAAGCGAAGAAGAAAGCUGCUGAAGCAAAGGCCAGGGCUGACGAUGCUUUUAGGAGGAAAGAUUAUAUGACUGCAGUUGAUGCUUAUACACAGGCAAUAGAUUUCGACCCGAGUGAUGGUACAUUGCUAUCGAAUAGAAGUCUGAGCUGGUAUCGUUUGGGACAAGCUGAACAUGCUUUAGCUGAUGCCAAAGCAUGUAAAGCUCUUAAGCCCGAUUGGCCCAAAGCUUACUAUCGUGAGGGUGCUGCCCUUCGUCUACUAGAGAGGUACGAAGAUGCAGCGAAUGCAUUCUACGAGGGCGUAACGCUUAACCCCGAUAACAUGGAGCUUGUAACUGCUUUCAAGGAAGCUGUUGACGCUGGAAGAAAAUUUCACGCUUCAAAGCAGCAGCCGAAAUCUUGAUUAAGAUCUCAGUUUUGUUUGUUUAGUGACGUGUUAGUUUCAGACUCUAGUCAUUCUUUACUGGGCUUAUGUUUUAUGUCGGAUGACUUUAUUAUAUUUUUAUUUAAAAACAUUAAGGGUUAUUAGGUCCGGCGAAUAGAAAAAAUAUAACAUCUGUGCUUGUUUUCUAUGAUUUUCAAAAGCUUGAAGUUUGUC